Molecule: messenger RNA, 4696 nt
Organism: Liolophura sinensis
Lineage: Eukaryota; Metazoa; Mollusca; Polyplacophora; Chitonida; Chitonidae
Product: guanine nucleotide exchange factor DBS-like
Biological process (GO): intracellular signal transduction
Cellular component (GO): cytoplasm
Molecular function (GO): guanyl-nucleotide exchange factor activity; protein binding
Source: RefSeq, a predicted model, not a curated record
GACAGAUCCAAUGUUACAGAAUUAGGGAAUUAGCAAGUGUCUGGUUUGACAUGUGGAAGGAACAGCAAAAGACUCUAUGUGUUGAUACCUUUGAGUAUAACUUUGUGUACAUGUACUGUAUAUGAGUACAUGAGACCUCUGAGGACAGUACCCGCACCUGGUUUUUGCGUAUGAAGUACUGGUACAUGUGACAUGAUGCGAUCACCAUCGUAUGAACAUAUCAGUGGGUCCAAAGGGUUUCAAUUUCCAGUCGUCAGUAAAUGUGAUGCGUCAAAAGCAAAUGAAGGGAAGACAUUGAAACUGCCUGUUCGUCUUCGGGAAGAUCUUUAUUUGGACGUGGCCGACAAUGCCAUGGGUGAGCAGGUUUGUCCGUAUAAAGUCCUGGACGUAGCUCAGUUACUACAGGCCAGAUACGCUUUCAUCUCAGGUGGUAAAGACAAGAAUGGUUGUCCUGUGCUAACGUUUCCAGACAACCCUCAGCUAGGGGAGGUGUCAGAUGAGGAUUAUAAGAAAGUCAUCACAUAUCUCGUGAAUGUACCUGCAUUGUUUGAUGCCGAUCUUGGAUUUGCCAUUGUUAUCGAUCGACGGAAAGAAGGAUGGGGGUCCGUCAAAACAGUCCUACACAAGAUUUCUACAUUUUUUCCCGGCAAAAUACAAACUGUGUUUGUCCUCAAACCUACAGGAUUUCUGGCAAGAGCAUUUUCUGACUGGAGGUCAAAGUUCAAGGAUGGUUUUGAGUUUAAGGUUGUUGUGUGUGCCACCCCAGAAGAACUUCAUGAGUACAUUGACCCAGGUCAGCUAACACUGGACGUAGGCGGAGAUAUCAUCUACGAUCACAACGAAUGGAUCCAGGAUCGAUCAGCUAUUGAAAAAUUUGAAUCAAACACGUCCAAAAUCGCCCAAGUGCUACAUAAGCUGUCAACUCGCUAUGAGGAGAUGGAACUGCCAAACAACGUGGAGGGAACAGAAGCCCUGAUGAAGGACACCUUCCUGGAACGGAAAGAAAUGCUGGAAGAUUUGACAAGUGCUACCCAUCAUGGAGGAACCAUUCUGGCCUGCGUCAAGGGAGACAACCCACAUACCCCUCUGGUCAAAGUUGUCCAUGUAGUGGCCUUAGAAAGGUUAUUGGUGCAAUUAGAAGAAACGCAGAAAUCUUUUGACACAUUUUGGAAUCAGCAUGAGAAAAAACUCCGCCAGUGCCUGCAGCAGAGAAAGUUCGAAGAGAAGUUUAAACUGCUGCAGUACUCAGUGGAGCGUCAUGUGGAGUGGUUAGAAACCAGGGUGUCGGAGACAGGUGAGACAUUACAAGGUGUGUCCACUCUUAUAGAACAGCUGGACAAGUUUGAGGAGGAGUCCAAGGCUGACAUUGAGAAGGCGGAGCGACUCCAAGACCAAGGGGAACAACUCAUCCUGGAAGACCACUACGCUGUAGACUGUAUCCGACCAAAAUGUAUCGAACUUCAACGAAUGUGCGACCAGUACAAGCAGUUGUUACGGCGAAGACGCGAAAUCCUGGAGCGAUCACAUGACCUUCAGGAUCGUAUUGAAAGGGCAAACAGAUGGUGCACCCGAGGCGUGGAUUUGCUGGCUACUCAGCAGAUUGAAAGAUUCCAGACACAGGAAGGGGCGGAGCAAGCUUUGACAGACAUCGAGAACUUUAUGGUCACCUCCGCAGAGCUGAAACUCAGCAACCCUAAAGAGUUCCGUGCCUUGUUUGAGAGUAUGAUCACCCCAGAAACAAAGGCUGUCGUCCAGUCUGUUUUAAAGAGAAUCGAAGAUGUAUCCGACAUGUGCAGCAAGCGCAAAAACAGCCUUCAGAGAAUGACGACACGACAGCGACCCGUGCAGCCUGUAACCCCUGACCUCAGAGCUCCGCCAAAAUCACCUGUAACAACCUCAGAUGGAGAACUGAAGAGCAAAAAGGCUUCAGAACUGAGUGGGUCCAAGAAAAAUAUUUACGAAAAAUCUGCUAGGUUACGAGUGGACAUCCAGCACCCUGGUCACCUUGGCAACCCAAGCCCCUCCUCUGAUGUGUCAUCCUCAAGGUCACAUUCCAAUUCCAGUUUGAAUGACCUUGACACCCUCAAUGCCAAGAGGAGGCAUGUUAUGAAUGAAUUGAUUGACACAGAGAGAACAUAUGUAACGGAAUUAGAUGACAUUUUAAGGGGCUAUUAUUAUGAAAUUGAUAAUCCCAACAUGAAAAUACCUCCAGUGUUAAAAGGCAGAAGGGAUGUUUUAUUUGGAAAUCUCAACCAGAUAUUUUGUUUUCAUAAUGAUAUAUUUAUUCAAGAUUUAGAGGACUGUAAAGAUACUCCAGGGUUGGUCGGAAAAUGUUUUGUUAACAGGAAGGAAGAGUUCCAAAUGUACAGCACAUAUUGUCAAAACAAGCCCCAGGCUGAGGCCUUGCGCAUGGAGGUUGGGGAUAACCAUCCGUUUUUCAAGGACUGUCAGCGACGUUUGGGUCACAAACUGCCAUUAGGAGCUUACCUGUUAAAACCUGUACAGAGGAUUACCAAAUACCAGCUCCUGUUAAAGGAGAUGCUAAAGUACACGGAAGAUGACCCAGAAUGUGAAGCGGAACUGAAGGAAGCUCUGAACACCAUGCUGGGUCUGCUCAAAUAUGUCAACGAUCUCAUGCAUCAGGUUGCCAUCAAAGGGUUCCCUGGCAAGCUAGCAGAUCAGGGUAGACUACUCAUGCAGGGUAGUUUUAAUGUAUGGACAGAGCAUAAGAAGGACAAAAUCAAAGAUCUGCGGUUCAAACCCCGACAUCGGCAUAUAUUUUUGUACGAGCGGUCCAUAAUGCUGUGUAAAAAGAGAGAUGAUGUUCAACAUGCAGAGAGAGCUGUGUAUAGCUUUAAAAAUUUGCUAAAGACUUCCCAAGUUGGACUGACUGAAAGUAUAAAAGGUGACAAGAAGAAGUUUGAGCUGUGGUUACCUGGUCAUGAAGAAGUCUACACAAUACGGGCUCCAAACAUGUCUGUCAAGGAAGAGUGGGUGAAGGAGAUCAAAAAGGUGCUACUGAACCAGUUUGAUCAAAUUAAAGUGCGAAGACGGUCCUACCAGCAAAUAAGAGAAGAAGAUUUGAUUAAAGAUCCCGUUGUCAAGGGAACAGAAAUAUCAAUGGACAGUGAAUGUAUAGAGUCCAGUUGGAAGUCAAGUCAAGGAAACAACAAUUACGGGCCUUCAAGUCGUAUAGGUCAGGAGAUGAUCAUCUCCCCGCCUCUAGACCCUCAGGAAGAUGAUCAGGGCUGGUCCAGUGGGGAGUUCUCAAACAGUGAAGAAGAGGUGUGGUCUCAUGAUGCUGUGGCUCCACAUGAGGGGGGAUCAGAGCACGGUUAUUGUGAGCCGGCUUACCUGCAGCAGUUCUCCUGCCUGGCAGAAUACAUACCCAUGGACACAGGAGAAUUGUCCCUGAAGGAAGGAGAUGUGCUGGAAAUCUUAAGAGUGGGGACGGAGGGCUGGUGGUAUGCUCAGAACCCCAUCACAGGAAUGGAAGGUUGGGUACCAGCCAGCUAUCUGGAACCUGUCCCUAAACGCAGUUCUCGCUCUACGCUGUCAACAUCUAGCUUAGAUUCCUGGAGGAAAGGUGCCAGUCGAAACAGCCUCAACAGUGCAACAAGUCCCGGUGAAGAAACAACCGUGUGACAGUGGAGAGAAAAAUUGUCUAAAAUAUUUGUCAUUUGGUCAAGACUUUCAGGGUGCCAUGGUCAAGCACUAGUCAUGUUUCCACAGUGCAAAAUCGGUGUCUUCAUAAUUCGUGUCUUGAUGGAAGCUGUUUUGUAAUUCCUUUUGUCUAGAGAUGAAGUGUGUUUCCCAACAUGCACCAGCCAUGAGACCAUUUCCUAUUCAUAUCUCCAUGGUAACUGGGGCUCUGUUGUCACAGCAAUGACAAAAUGGAAAUAAUGAUGGAUUACAAUAAAUUUCCAAAUUUAUACUCAGACUAUGUGAUGUUGUUACGUACAUGUUUUAUCAUCAUGCACUUUUGUAGUUUUCUAAAUUAUUGUUGACAUUUUGUUAAGUUGUGACUCAUGUUUGGGUAAGAAAAAAAAGUUAUUGCAGUCUUGUUUUAGUCUAAGCUACAAAUGUGGUAAUGGGCCAUCGGUCAGAAUACAGAGAUAUGCUGAAAUGCAUUUUGUUGCCGCUAUUUGUUGAAUGAAGGCAUUCCAAAAAAUUUGGUGUUGACGGCAAUGAUUCCAUAUUAACAUUUUAGUCCUUUUUAAGACAUGUUGGUAAAUUUAUUUCCAAGGUGUUUCUGGCAGACCUAUCCUUCGCAAUGUCAUCAUCAACGACUGUAACUGAUGAAGUCUACAAUAUAUUCCUUCAGUUAACCACUAUGCUGAACUAGUCAAUAAAAUAUUGUAAAACAUAUGACAUAAUAUUUAUUCAUUUGUACUGGUGACAUAUCUAGUUACGGCAUUGCCUCAGAAUACUGUCCAUAUGUACUUUACAAUUACAAAGAAUAUCAUUGUUCACACUAUUGAUUGUUAUAUGACGUUGAUGCAACAAUCAUGGACACUUGAUUGUAAUGUCAUAUUGUUGAUAAAGCAGUCAUGGAACAGUGUUCAUUGUGUGUGGAAUAUGACAUUGUGAAUACGGCAAUCAUGCAACACUGUUGAUUAUAAUAUGACAUUGUUGAUACAGCAGUCAUAGAAAACUAUAAUUUGACAUUCUGGAUACGAGUAUGUGAUUUACGGCA